AUGUCUCAAAACCCGACAAUCCAGACUGCAUACCCUGUCGACUUCACCGGCAUUCCAUCCCCCCUGCAUUACCCGAACACGACAUCCCCGUCCUCUCCUCAUAUGGACGCAUCCGGGUGUCCGGAGUUAUCAAUUCUAUCCAUCAAUGUUUUCUACUCUCAAAAAGAUAUAAAUAUAAAGCAAUGUGAAAGUAAUUGUCGAAGCCUUGAAGUUGACAUUCUCUAUUCUUCGCAUUCUCUUGACUACUAUCCUUUAGAACAAUCAAGUACAGACAAGAAGUCGGAACAAAUCAUGGAACAAGCGAAGAAUCCUCUUAUCCCUGCGGAUAGGCCAAUACCAUUUGAGUCUUUGUCACAUGAUAUCACCUCCUCAUUAAUCAACAAUUCUACAUCGACGUCGAGUCAAUCAUCAUUCCCCUUCCUAUCUCUCCCCAUAGAGAUCCGCCUAAAAAUCUAUCUCCUCCUUCUUCCACCCCGCCACCACAAAAUCACAACCCAAAUCCCACACAAUGGAUACUACUUCCCACCCACCUCAAUUCCCUGCUUCGCAGCCCAAUCAUUCUAUCCCGUCCACCCAAACACCCCCCAAAAACUCACCACCUACAAAAUUCUCUCGGCAAAUUCCCACACCGAUCACCCCAAUCCAAGUAUCCAUACCCGCAUUUUAAGCGUAUGCAAACAAACCAAAGAAGAAGCCGAAGAGGUGCUUUAUGGAAAUGGAAAGAGUAUCUGGGAUUUCGGCAUGAAUAUCGAGGCUAUGAAUCCUUUUUGGCAUGAUAGAAGUCAGGGUGCACGGGCAUGGAUAAGGAACUUGAGAAUUGCAAGGGAAAUUCCUAUGACUGCAGAGAUAUGUGCGGGUAGGGAUGUGGUAUGGGAUGAUGUGUGUAGACUCAUCAUGCGCGAAUUGUCAGGAUUGAGAUAUCUGGAUUUAACGGUUUGGGGAAAUGCGAUAACAGCGAGUCGUUUGGAGGGUUUGUUGGCAUCAAGGAUUUCGCAGGUGCUGCCGUUGGAUGAGGGCGAGGUGGAGGUAAAGGAUGAGGAUGAUGAAGCGCAAAAACAGAGGGAAAAAGUUAAGCAUGAGCGCGAUAUUUACGAAUGGGAAUGGGGUUACACGAGGAAAUUACUAGAGCAUGGUGGGUUGAGUAGCGCAAAGGUUACGUGGUGGGGGUUUAGAGAGGGAGUCAAAACUUUCUUGGCAAAGUGGAUGUUGGAGAGUGAGUCGUUGACGGAGGAGAUGGUUAGGGAGGGGGAUGUUGUGCAGGGGGUGAAAAUUUGGAAUGGGAGUGGGGAUGGGAAUGGGGAUGGGAAUGGGAAUGGGGUUUGA
Messenger RNA from Sclerotinia borealis F-4128, 1323 nucleotides. NCBI's taxonomy places the organism in Eukaryota, Fungi, Ascomycota, Leotiomycetes, Helotiales, Sclerotiniaceae. The record is from the annotation of a GenBank genome assembly.